Molecule: messenger RNA, 1117 nt
Organism: Aspergillus pseudotamarii
Lineage: Eukaryota; Fungi; Ascomycota; Eurotiomycetes; Eurotiales; Aspergillaceae
Product: putative mitochondrial tricarboxylate transporter (Ctp)
Exons: 6
Coding region: 264-941 (225 amino acids)
Biological process (GO): mitochondrial citrate transmembrane transport
Source: RefSeq, a predicted model, not a curated record
GUGGUGGCCGAGCUCUUGGUAAUCCUUUUUCAAAACGAAAAACAUUCCAAAAAAUAAAAAAAUAAAAUAAAAUAAAAUAACAACGAAAUGAGUGCUACAGAGAAGGAUCACAACCGAAAGCCCAGCAGUUUGCGGUCUAUCAUUGCGGGCUCAACAGCAGGUGCCAUUGAAAUCGGUAAUGCUUGCCCACAUCGAGGCACAUAUACUCUUAUAGCCAAAGACUUUUGCUAAUUAUACUAGCAAUCACUUAUCCGGCUGAAUGUAUGGUACAUGCCUUUGGCUACUCUAAGUCAGCUUACUCAACGUGUCCAGUUGCAAAAACUCGGUCGCAACUCAAUCGCAAACUCCCGGACGGAAAAAAGCUGCCAUGGCCCCCGUUUGGAAAGCAGUGGUACGCCGGCUGCACAACUUUGAUUAUAGGAAAUUCGCUCAAGGCAGGCAUCCGGUUCGUCGCUUUCGACAGAUUCAAGUCACUUCUUCAGGAUGAGAAUGGCAAGAUCUCGGGUCCAAGAACGGUAAUUGCUGGCUUUGGAGCUGGCUUCACUGAAUCUCUUUUAGCAGUGACACCAUUCGAGAGCAUUAAAACGCAAUUGAUUGACGAUCGCAAAUCCGCAAACCCUCGUAUGCGGGGGUUCUUGCAUGGUAGUAAACUGAUAUUCCAGGAGCGAGGCAUUCGAGGUUUUUUCCAGGGGUUCGUUCCUACAACUGCCAGACAAGCCGCCAACUCCGCGACCAGAUUCUCAAGUUAUACUAUGUUAAAGCAACUAGCUGAAAGCUAUGUCGCACCUGGAGAGAAGCUGGGAACUGCAAGCACCUUCGCUAUCGGCGGUAUGGCAGGCUUUAUAACAGUAUAUGUCACACAACCUCUUGAUACUGUCAAAACCAGGUUUGCUAAUGGCCACACUAUGUGUGAUUUGCUUUUUACGGUACUAAUUCGAUAGCAGAAUGCAAUCGCUGGAAGCUUCUAAGAACUAUAGGAACAGUUUUGUCUGUGCAGCAAGGAUAUUCCAAGAUGAGGGAUUACUUACAUUCUGGUCCGGGGCCGUUCCGCGACUUGCCAGAUUGAUAUUAAGCGGGGGCAUAGUGUUCACAAUGUACGAGAAGACGAUGGACACUC